Molecule: messenger RNA, 771 nt
Organism: Diaporthe citri
Lineage: Eukaryota; Fungi; Ascomycota; Sordariomycetes; Diaporthales; Diaporthaceae
Exons: 1
Coding region: 1-771 (256 amino acids)
Source: RefSeq, a predicted model, not a curated record
AUGGUAAACGACUCCAGGGCGAGCCUCAGUGAUGCACCCGAGACUGAGGCGUAUUACAGUACGUGGUAUUGGUGUGAGCAAACCUACCAAAACGUCACCGCGGAGCCUGGCAGAAUCAGCAACGCAGACUUUGCCUCCGAGAUGCUUUCCCGUCCAGAUGGCGUCAGCAAUGAACAAGGUUUGGAUGGAGCUGAGUAUUUGCCAUUGGUUGCAAAUUCAACUGGCCAUGGCUUCAACAUCUCUGCCACACCCAAUAAUGUCCUGUUCCCGUAUCUGUACAACCUGCUCACACGAGACAUCGUGGACAUGUAUCCGCACACAGGAUCAGACUUUGAUAAUAACUCUCUCGACUUGUCAACAUUUCUUUACACGACAGACCUCAAGAAUUUCACCGCAAAUCUAGCAAAGACGCUUACGAAUCAAAUACGAAGCGCGGCCCCGGGCGACAACAACAAUGCCACAUCAUUUCCCGGAGAUGUGUUUAUCAAGGAGAUUUGUAUUCGAGUUAGAUGGCCUUGGUUGAUCAUCCCUCUUGUCGAGACAUUGACCACGGCGGUGCUCCUAGUCUCUUGUAUAGUCCUCUCUAGGCACAGCCGUCUUUUGAAGACGUCCCUUAUCGCGCUCCUUGUCCACGGGCUAGACGGCUGGAGCGCGGAUGAGAUCAAUCUUCCGGAUGCUGAGGAUUCUGAGAAGCUGGAAACGGUGGCGGAAGGAAUGAGGGCGAGAUUUAUAGCGGAUAGUGAUGGACGGCUCCGAUUUUCUAAAGCCUGA